ACAAGUAACUUACCGAGACCAUUCAUGAAAACUUAAUGAUGUACAUAUUGCAUACGGUUGUUGAUCACAAACGAUGUGUGUUGGAUUAUUUCCUAUAAAGUGUUUGAUAGGAAUCAGUGACUCGCUGAUGCUUCCAGUCAAAAUAUAUUGAAAUUUUCAUUGGGAGUAACACCGCAUUCAUGAUUUGAAUGACAAGAUGGCUGCCAGACAUUUGCUGUCCGUGGCAGUUGCCCUGAAUUCAAGUUUGUGUUUGGACAAACUGUUGGACCGCAGCAGCAACGGAAACAUGUCGAACGAAACUAACUCAUCUGGAGAGAUUUCAUCCGGAGAUCAAGCCGCACCCGACUUCGAUCUUUCAUCCGGUAUGGCAUUCGUCGUCUCGCCAACAAUUUGCGUCAUCGGCAUUGUCGGAAAUGCUUUCGCCCUGGCAGUUUUCAGACGAUAUAAACGGUCGUCUUCGGCCCAUUUCCUUCUGAAGGCUCUCGCAAUAGUCGACAUGGGAUUUCUAUUCAAUAUACUUCUCUUUGACUUUGUUCAACAGCUUUUCUACUCCGCAUACUUUGACGAGACUGUUCAUACUCGUAAUUUCGGCAAUGUUCUAUGGGUGACUGGCGUCCUUAUCUAUGUCUUUGAGCUGGCGACGGUAUACAUGAUAGUAGUGAUAACCAUUGACAGAUUCAUACACAUCCGCUUCCCAAUGAGGGCACAAAGAAUGAACACCCUUCGUAACGCCAGGAUCGGAGUGGCGGCAAUCACGAUACUGACUAUCGGCAUGAGCAUUCCGGAAUUCGGUGAAUAUUACAUGUAUCAAGACCCUUGCAGAGAGGCACCAUAUUUUACGGUAGGAGAGCGGGCGUACGGACAAGACCACGGGUAUAACAUCGGGUUCAAGGUAGUGACCGUGACCUUAGUUUACGAUGUCAUUCCGAUGUUCUUCAUCAUUCUUCCGUUGAAUGUUGUUGUACUGAACAGUUUGAGAAAGGUACAUGUGACCCGGAAAUCGAUGCGUUCCUACCGGAAGGAAGAACCUAGGAAUAAGAAACGGUACCGGAAGUCAGAUGAUGGCAGCUCCGCCAUUAUUGUUGCCAUGGUGAUGAUGUUUAUCCUUUUAAGGUUACCCGGAUGCUGUUUGCAUAUUGCCUCUAUUGUCGCGCCUUUGGUUGAGAUCGACAUUUUAGGGCAUGUCAGAAAGGCCGCGGCGAUUACGAAUGUUUUGAUAACACUGAAUUCCGGCAUAAACGUUAUCAUUUAUUUUAUGGUAGGAAAGAGUUUUAGGCGCACUUUGAAGGAAAUAUGUUGCGGACGGUGUCUAAAGCCGCCAGAGGAUAUGCUUCGGACCAAUUCGACGGAGAUGACGACUGCCCGGGUAUCUCAGACUGAGACGGAGCGUUUCUAAGACCGUGGAUGUUGUUGGAAGUGUUGGAGAGCGGUCAUUUAAUUGGUAAUGCUGAUGCAUUGCUGAAAUAGGGGUCGGCGCCCCGCAUGAGGCGCGCCUAAGUAAAUACUAUCAGCUAGACACGUCCGACCAGAUAGCUCCCAGAGAAAAAUUAACUAGGUCAUACAUUCAAUCUCAAUAUAACCACUUGUGCCCCCUUGCUUUUAUCGCAGAUUGUCCUGGCCUGUGAACGGAUCAACUGCAUCAAUCAUGUUUAACCUAAAAUAUUGCAUGGUAUCUGCUAAAACAGAGCUCUUCCGGUCGUUCGUAGUAAUCCCUGUUUUGGGAUUCAAAGUUAGUGUUUACGAGCUCUUUCUUUUCUCUUUUCGAAAACUGGUCACAUCUGAUCUCCAGUUCAACGCUGUUAUAGGGAAAACCAACAGCAUUUU
Molecule: messenger RNA, 1824 nt
Organism: Lineus longissimus
Lineage: Eukaryota; Metazoa; Nemertea; Pilidiophora; Heteronemertea; Lineidae
Product: FMRFamide receptor-like
Exons: 2
Coding region: 197-1396 (399 amino acids)
Biological process (GO): G protein-coupled receptor signaling pathway
Cellular component (GO): membrane
Molecular function (GO): G protein-coupled peptide receptor activity
Source: RefSeq, a predicted model, not a curated record